CUUCCGGGUGGUUGUCAGUGACGCUCUCGAGCCGUCGUCAGGGUAGCCUGAGAGGGUGGCCCGCGGGAUUCUGGCCGGCGGGCCAAGCUACUGCUAGAUCCGCGCCGGAGGCGGGAGACUGGUGCAUUUUGUGUAUUUCGGAAAUAACUCUGCUGAAGAUACUAAAAAAAGGGCAGCUUUACUGACAACUCAGAAGGAAACAAUUUUCUACCUACUUAGGAUUAGAAGACCAGCUAAUUCUUAGAGUCUUCUGAAACAAAAUUAGAAUUGUUGUGAAGAUGCAAUGAGUUAAUCCAUGUAAAGGAUUUAGAACCAGGCCUGAUAUGAGAAUGGAUUGGGGAGAUGAAUAUUCUCAAAAUUCGUUUGAUCUACAUUGUUUGUUAAAUUCCUUUCCUGAAGACUUGGAGUUUAAACAGAUCUUCAGUGACAUUGAUGAAAAGAUAGAACAAAAUGCUGCAAGCAUAGAACAUUGCAUUAAAGAAAUACAGUCCGAAGUUAACAAACAAUGCCCAGAUGUGCAGCUGCAAACAACAACUGACUGUUUUGAAUGGCUAAAUAGCUAUAAUUAUAAUUCUUUCAAGUCACCUUCCAUUCCCCAUGGAGAUUUGAUAAAAUUCCUCAAAACAUUGCAAGAUUUGUUGAAGAAUGAACAAAAUCAAGAAGAAAUGAUAUUGGAUUUACUUUGGGACCUCUCCUGCCAGAGCAGCGUUUCAUUCCCAUCUGCUCUAAGUGGAACAUCUUUCCAUUUCCUGUCUAGGACUUCUCUUCAUUCUGUUGAAGAUCAUUCUUCUAUGGAUGUGAAGUCUAUAUGGGAUGAUAUAAGCCUACAUCUUCGACGCUUCUUAGUGAGCCAAUUACAAAGCCAUAAUGAAAUAAACAAUGUACAGCAAAAAAUUUUGUUGAAAAAUCAGUGCAUACAACAACUCUUGUUUCUUUAUCCAGAAUCAGAAGUUAUAAUCAAGUACCAAAACAUACAGAAUAAACUGUUAGCUAAACUUCUACAGAACUGCUUUCCUUCUUACAGCAGAGAAUCAAAUUUAGACAUAAUGGUUCGUGGACACCAAAGUACAAUGCUUAAGUUAUACUCAAUGAUAAGAGAGGAUUUUAACACACUGUGUGGAAUUUUAGCUUCAUCCUCAACAGUGAAAUUCAUUAAAGAAACUUACCUGGAUACUGUUACAGAAGAAAUGGCAAAAUUUCUUGCAAAUUUUUGUGAGCUGCAGUUCAAAGAAAGUGCUGUCCGUGUGAUUAAAACAAGCAAGAGCUCCAGCAGGCAUAGAGGAGCAGUGCAUGCUUUGGUUGCUCCUGAAUGCCCAAAGAAAGGAAGCAACUUUUUCCUUUCCUUAGAUGAACUCAAAUUCUUAUCACAGCUCGUAGAAUCAUUUGUGAAGCUGGAAAAAAGUGUCGAAGAAUUGUUUGAAGAAAUGUUUUUAUCGCUCAGGAGACCCAGGAGUACUUCAGGAAUUUUGGAGACAUCCAAUAGAGAAGUUGUAUUAGAGAAACCUAGAGCAAAUGAAAGCAAUAUUCCUUCAGAGCAAUUGCUACUGGUAAAAGAGACUACUUUACUAGAUUUUGGCUGGAGAACUGCAUUUAAAGGGGUGUCUCUUCCCAUGUCACAUAGUAUAACAGCAGCAAUUGAAGAUUUUUCCACAAAAAUUCUCCAACAAGAACAGAAUGAAAGGUCUUCAGCUGUGAGCUAUACCAUGAACCUUGUAAAUGUCAAGCAAGUUUGGCAAGAUAGCCAUGUGGUUCCUGAGGAGGACCAACCAAAGAAAAUUGCAAAAUUUUGUUCUGACAUCAUGGAAAAACUUGACACAAUGCUUCCACUGGCUCUGGCAUGCAGAGAUGAUUCUUUCCAGGAAAUUAGAGCAAACUUUGUGGAAGCCUGUUGUAAAGUGGCAACAGCUGUCCUGGUGAGACUGCAAGAGAGAGGAAAGGAGUUUCCUUCCAAGGCACCCCUGAAAAACUUGCACACAUUGCUCUCCACAGCAGUGUAUGUCUUCCAGCAGUUUUCCCGAUAUGAUCAUUUGAUGAAAGAAACUACUAAGAAACCCAUAUUCCUGGUGCCUGUCCAACGAUAUCAGGAAUUCAUCAACACUCUACAGUUUCAGGUUACGGACUACUGCGUCAGAGUUUGUGCUACAAGCAUUUUACAGGAUGCUGAGAGCCACCACUGGGAUGACUACAAAGCUUUUUAUGAGGGGGAAAGAUGCUCCUUCUCGCUCCAGAUGUGGCAUUAUUUCUUGUGGGCUCUUCAUCACGAUCUCUGGACCAUUCUCUCCUCUAAGUUAGCCCAGGAGAUUCUAGCAGAAGUGCUGGAGAAAUCUUUGGGUCUACUAGCCUCCAGAUAUGCUCGGGCCCAUCCCAGUUAUAAGAGAACUCCACAGAUAAGACUUGAUGUCACAACUAUUUUAAUAUGCACUGAGAACAUGUUAUGGUCAGUUUGCACAUCUGUACAGAAGCUUUUGAAGCCUCAUGAGUAUACAGAUGAUAAAAUUUUUAGAAUUCAUACCCAUUGUAAUAAUCUGUUUACAACAUUAGUCAUUUUGACUUCACCGUUAACUGAAUUAUAUCAAUUGUUUCUUCUGGCAACCCUAUGGUUGAGGACUAAUUUUAGACAUGGAGAAUUCUUUCAGAAAUGGGAAGGAAUGGUGAGGACUUUUCAGUAUGGCAUGGAUGAUUCUGCCUCAGAUUCCUUAAAGCCAUUUUUCAAGCAACCAUUACAUUGGUUUUCUUGCAUAUCACAUUUCUACCCUUCCUUACUCAGGACUCCAUCAGCUGGACGACUGACAGCCGAGGGUCAAUUGAAACUGCUCUUUUCCCAGCCAGGUUGUAAUUGGAACCUGCUUCUGGAAACCCUACUGAAUCAUAAUGGUCUUUUACUGAGAAUCUUGCUGAAGAGCUCAAAAUGCACCUUUCAAGAUCAAGGUUCUGAAACAGAAAAUAAUCUGAACCAAGGAUCCAGCUUGAUGGAAGCCAUCUUUAACGUACUGUACCAUUGCAAUUUUUCUCCACAAACAUUUGGAAAUGUUUUUGUGAGCUACAUGGAAGAAGAGCAACUAUGGGACUUUUUAUAUAACAUUCCAGUUUCACCGUACAUGGAGUCUGAGCUAGAGGUCAUCCGAUGUUUGAGAAUGGCACUGACUGGCGCCGUCAAGGACAUUGUACAGCAGAUAAUAUCUGUGAUGAGCUCUGGGAGAAACUGUGAGACAAACCUAAACAAGCACAAUGUUCCUGAACGUUUGCGUGAAAGCAUUCCGAAAGAAUGGAACUAUGUUCCAAACAAAACGAAAAGGAAAACAUCAAGCAAAGGCUGCACCAGGCUCGCUGCUCAGGCGGUAUCUAUUGUAAUCAGCGAGUUACCUACAGUGAUUGCAUGUUUGCCUCCCCCAAUUAAAUACUUCUUUUUUCUGUCUGAGAGAAAAAUGUCAAAAAACUUUGUUGAAUUGAAGAAAGCUGGCCUGCUUGUCUGGAACUUGAUUGUAAUUAUAUGUCGGAUAUUUGAGGAUGGAAACACUGUGGAACUUUUAACAGGUGCCUCCCUUGACAGAUGGAGUAAAGAGAAACUCAGUUUCAUCUGUGUGUGUUUGGAAAGCAUCAUGGGAGAGCAGAGAAGUAGCCCUAAUCAUAUGACCCAAAAGGUCAGACAGAGCAUUGAGCAGCAAAAACCCAACUGGAUUGAGCGCCAAUUAUUGAAAGCAAGAAAAUUGAGCACUGAAAGUGCAUUUAUGACAAUAGAGAAAAGCACAGCCUUAGAAGAAGGAGAUAUUGCUCUUGAACUGACUGAGCAGAAAAUAAACAUGAUGGUCCUGGAUAUCUGCCACAAACCAGGUGGCAGCGAGUACCUGAGGCAAAUUUAUCACAUCAUGCGGCUCAAUGAGGAAUACUUAAAAGAACAGCUGUUUUCUAUGAAUGGUUCAGAGGAAAAGCCAUUACCCAUCCGACCUUUAAAGCCGACCUUGAAGAGUGUGGAAGAUCAGCCUUCUGCCUUUAACCCUUUCCAUGUGUACAAGGCAUUUAGUGAAAACAUGCUAGAUCAGUCAGCCAUCAAAAAAUGGAACUGGAAUUGGUCAAACUUGCUGCCAAAUUAUCUGGGACUGGAUAAGAUGACCUUCAGUGUACUGCUCGAAAACAGAGACCUCGCAUGCAGUGAAGGUUUUAUGGUCCUGUGCGGUGCAGCAGAUGUCAUUCCAUUUGCCUAAGUCCUGCUGACAUUUGGAGAUGUGGAUUAAUUGAGCUACAGAAUGAAAUUUAAUUAAAAUUAAAUACAGACUUGGCCAUUGUAUCUGUUCAUUUCCUGCACUCUAGUGUGUGUAUUUGCAGGCAGCGCCAUAGUUAAUUUGUUUAAUCAGGAUGCUCUGUGGGGGAAGCUGCACUUUGUUUUAUGCUGAAAGACUGAAGGUGUGGAGGAUGCCAGGUUGGAUUUCAUUACACACAGUGCGAGCUGUGCAAAUGAUGCUACUGAUGAGCCUCGGAGGGCUACCUGAGGGAGCAAAGUUGCUCCAUAUGAACCUGUAGAGAGACAACUUGUCAUAGACAAGGUUUAGUGAUGUCUUUUAAAGUGACAUUAUGUGACCACAGGAAUCUCAUCUAUUACCCAUUACCAUGUUGCCAUAGUAUUUGUUCGUUCUGACAUUCGUUCAUCCACUCAUUCAACGAAGAUUUUUUGAGUAUCAACUCUGUGCUAGUCCCUGAGUUUCAGAUAGACACCACUAUUAGUGGUAAUCGUAUUCUUUUUGCCAGGAAGCAACUGAGGAAGUUUGCCACUUCCUGAACGUGCAUUUUUUUAGAACGAGAUUUUACAGGAUAUUGAAAGGUCAUCUCCAAAGUGAGGAGGAACUAUAUUUCUUUAGGUUGUGAUGAGAUUGUACUAGGGCAAGGAGGUAGAUCUCACCCUUCCUUUGAGCUCGAUUUCAAAGGCCAUCUACGUCUAGGGGGGCUCUCCUGAUUCCUGCAGUGAGAAAUGAACUCUAUCUCAAAAACUCUCCAAAGUUCUUUGUAUUUUAUCUAUCUUCCUAUCCUCCUUUCUGGAUUAUAAGAUUUUUGUCAACAUCUUUCAAUCUUGAAAAAUGCUUAGGCCAGUGCAGCAUCUCCAGCAUGUGCUCAAAGACUAUCUCUUCAAUAUAUUGUCAAGCAUGUAUAUUCCUGGGUGGUGGGCAUUUGCUGUUUUAGCAGUCUAGUAUCACUUCCCCCUUUUUGAGGCAAUAGUACCCUGCCUCUGCUUUGCGGAAUCACUCCUCCCACACCUAUGUGCCUCAGGUAAAGUUGAGUGAGCUGGAGACUGAGCCAAUUAGUGCUUUUGGUCCCCUUAGCCUCUGUGAUUCAUUCAGAAAUGGGCACAUGAUUCACACCAGCCUACUUGGGGACUAUAAUACGACAUUCUAAGGCUUUGAUUGCUAUUCUGUUGUUUAUGAAAGGAUGCAACCCAUGAGCUCCCUUCUUCUGCAAGAGGAGAAUUGUCUGAAAACUGAGCCAACCCGGCUAAAAUGAAAUCAAGAGAAUAGUCCCUUAUUAUUUUUCAAGGUUCUAUUGCUUCUCUGUUAUCUUAGCCAAUGAGUUUUUCCUUAAGUUGGUUUGAUUUGGGCUUUCUGGCUCUAGCAUACAAAACCAUACCUGACCAGCCUCAUUAUAACUGUCAUAUAAUGCUGGAGUCACUUAUAGGGCACUCCCUAUUCCGUAAGCUCCUUAAGGACAGGGACCUUGCCUCUUUAUCUAGUGACAUAUUGACUACCCCAGGGCCUAGAACCAUGUGCACUCAAUAAUUAUUUUGUGAAAUGAAAGAGUAAAUGUAAAUUCAGGUGAUUAUGUGAUUAUGUCAACAAAAAAUUUCCUAACUCUCUUUAUUUUCCAUAGACAUAGUGAUGUUGAUGAUAAGGAUGUAGUCAAAAAGAAAACAACAAAAUUUAUAUUAUGUGUUUAACUCUCAAUAAAGAGAACUAAUUUGGAUUAUUGAACUAUGGAGUUUUUGAGAGAAAUGUUACAUCUAUUUCAUCUUAACAUAACCAGCAUCAUCUAUCAUAUUACCAUGCCUGUGAUAGGGGCUCCAUAAAUAUUUGUUGCACAAACAAAUAGAUGAAUAGGGAUAUAACAGCAGGUUUUUGGCAGUUUUGCAAUAUUAAUGAAGCCAUUUUGCUAAUUUUAGACUUCAUUUAUUCAACUGGUAUUUACUGAGCACCUGCUAUGUGCAUGGUACUAUGGUAUGGACUUCAAGGGGUAAAUGAGUGGUCCUCAGUGAGUUUACACUAGAGAUGAAAAAUCAAAUUCGCACGGAAAUAACUAGAAUGCCAGGCUUAAAACAAUUUUUGCCAUAAGAGUCAUAAAUAAAGUGUAAAGGGAACUCUAAGAAAAAAAUAUGCUUACUGAGAAACUGUGUGCCAUGUAUUCAUCAGAGUGCUUUAUUUUUCAAGAUUGGCUCCUGAUGUCUGUCUGUACAGGGGUAGUUGGAUAGACAGGCAGAGCAUGACCAACAGUCCUUUUCUCAUAGAAUAUAUUACAAAGAUUCUCCUUUGCUAUGUGGCUGCUGCUGCUGUUUACCUCUUAGUCUCAUUUGGCCCAAUGCCUUUACUCCAAAAGAGCCACUCUGUUUCUAUUUGUGGCGUAGCAGACCAGUCUGUUGACUGUUGUGGCUUCUCAGCAGUCAACUACUUUGCCACAUGUUUUUGAUGUUGUAAUUCAGUGCUCCUUUCAAGUGUUGCUCCUGCCCCCUCCCCUUGUGGUUGCCCCACUUUACUUCACCAGCUGCUUGAGUAUUCCACUGCCGUCCGUUCUCCACAUCCAUCCUGCCCAGAGGAGUUGUGUUGUGACAGCAUAGCUUCAAUGCUAGUAGACUGGCUACUUUCCAGUAUUGUGCAGUUGGUGAUCCAGCCUCCUAGGAAACAUACCAUGUAGUAGGAUUUGUAACUCACAUUUUCUAAAGCAAUUUAAGGCAAGUCCAAAAGUUGUUGUUAAAAAUCUUGCCCGAUAUUUGGAGUCUGUGAGUCCUCUUUUAUUUACUCUUGUUUAGAGUUUUUAAAGAAGAAUUAAUCCUGCUUCCAUUUAAAACUGAGCUUCAGUUGACUUGUCUCUGAUGGAACACCUCAUUGCUUGCUUAAACUUGAGCAGGAUUUCAUCCUCAUUCACUUCUCAGUGUGUGAUGAGUAUGGUAACAAUCAGUGUUUGAAGCCGCCCACACAAAUGAGCCCCCAAUCACAUGACUAGGCUUGUAUAAUCACAACCUUCCUUGUUUCCUUUGUAUUGCUUCAUUGAUACACUAAUUCACCAGACAUUUACUGAGCACCUACUGUAGUGGUUCUCAAACUUUUGGUCUCGGCACACUUUUACAUUCAUAAAAACUAUUGAGGACUCCAAAGAGCUUUUGUUUAUGCCGAUUAUUUCUAUCAAUAUUUGGUAUAUUAGAAAUUAAAACUGAGAAGUUUUAAAAAUAUUUGUUAGUUCACUUGGAAAUAACAAUAAACCAAUUACAUAUUAACCUAAAUAACAUGUUUUAUGAAAAAUAACUUUAUUUUCCAAAACCAAAAAAUUAAUAAUAAGAGUGACAUUGCUUUACAUUUUUCCACAUCUGUUUGUCAGGCUUACUACAACUGGAUUCUCUUAUCUGUUUCUGCAUUGAAUCUGUUUUGAUAGGUUGCUUUGAUUGAAGUAUAUGGGAAAAAAUCUGACCUCACACAGAUAUAUAGGAAUAUUUUUAUUACCACUUCAGAUAAUUGUGGAUAGAUUUUUAAUACACAUCAAAACUCAACAAAUGGUGGCUUCUUAAAGGUUAGUUGCAAUGUGGAAUCUGAAACCCUAUCGCACAUUUCAAAUGGAUCUGUGACCAUCUAACAUUUAGUAAAUUCAUAUAUUGUUCAUUUCGAAAACAUUGGCUCACUGAGCUACACAGAUCUUCAAAUGUUGAUACAUUUCAUUAUACAAUACUGAAAAAUUAUAAUUAUUAAUGUUGUCACUGAUCUCAUCAGAAAAAUCUUUAAACAUUAGGAAGCUGCUAAGUUUAUGGUGGCAGAUAGAAGUUAUCCAAAAUUCUGAUUUUGCUUGGAUGUUUGAAUUUUAUCAUUGGUAACAAAUAUUGUCCGUUGCUUUCCUUGAAAUGACUGUCUCACUUCAUUCAUUUUUGAGAAAAUAUCUGCCAGAUACGUGUCAGUUGUUCUUUCAAGUAAAAAUGGCGUUCCAUGACAAAAGUAGCUAGGUUAGCCCACAACUCAAUCACACAAGUACUUUUACUCAAGACAGCCAUUGUAUCUUGGUAUGCAGGGACGUGCUUUGUGAGACCUUCCCAUUUCAUUACCCAGAAUAUUCAAAAUAUGUAAACUUAAGGGUCAAGAUUCAAUAAAAUUGAUUAUUUUCACUGCCUCAUCAAUGGCGUCUGUAAGUCAGACUAGCAUUUUAUUUUUUGAUACAACUUUAUUUUUCAAUGCAACUGCACAUCAGUGAAGAAUACAACAAGCACUAAUAGAGUUUGGUGUGCUACUGCACUGAUUGGUGCAAAGGCUUGAUAAGCAGUGCAUAGGUCCAUGCCCAGGAUCCAAACCAGUGAACUCCAGACCGCCAAAGAAGAGUGCCCGAACUUAACCCCUACGCCACUGGGCCGGCCUCAGAAAUUGCCAUUUUUGUGGAUCAAAAGUUUUGAAUAUUAGCAGUUUCAUAUGGUUCAACCUAUAGAAUAAAAUAUACAUUUCUGUGUGUAUAAAGAAUCAUGUCAUAAAAAUAGUUUAGAUCUAAGUGAAUACAAAACUAGUACACAACCAGCAUGAAAUGCAGAGAGCUCUAGAGAGUUUCUAAGUUGAAGAGAGAUAAAUACUAGAAAAUUUAUACAGGUAGAAGGGGCAGAACCCUUUCCAAGUAGAGGAAAUAGUCUGAGGAAAAGUUCAGAAAUGGAUAUAAAUCCAAGUAAAGGAUAUUUAUGACCUACUUAAGAUGCAGAGCUCUGUUUCUGAGGCUUGAAAAAUAAAGAGAAAUUGUAUUGGGGAAGGAAUGGGCAGUUUGAGAGUUUUUCAGUUGCCGAUCUGACAAAGUUAACUUUGAUGUAGAAAAACAAAGCUGUAGAAGAUUAUCUAGUCAUUUAUUCAACACACAUGUAUUAAAUGAUUACGAUGUGCCAAACACUGUGCUAGGCACUAGAGGGGUCAAAACUCAUCAUUUAGUCAUAGAACUCCUACUUUAGUCAUUGAACAAGAUUUGUGCUUUGAUCACAUGGUAGUGAUGAUCCUAAACAGCUGGUCAUAACACAUUGUUAUAUGUGUGUUUAAUGUGUUAUCAGAACACAGAUGAGUAAUCAAUUAAUUCAGCUUGGGGGCAAAGAGAAAAAACUGCAUGUAAGAGAUAACAUGUGAGAUUGAAUGAAAGGGGUAAUAGGAAUUGGCCAACUAGAAAUGGGGACGGGAUAUGCAGGGAUGAGGAGAUUGCAUUGGCAAAGGCACAGAGAUGUGGAAAAUCUUGGCACUGUUUAAAAAUAGAGAGGAUGGUUCAUUGUGGUGAGAAAGUAGGAAACAUGGGAAGUGUGGUUGGAAAUGUCAGUUGGAUUCAGGGAGCAACGAUCUCUGUACUCUCUACUGCAGUAAGCCUUUGAAGACUUCUUCUUAUGAGGCUAUCCUGGCAGAUCAGAGGAUGGUCAGGAGGGAGAGAUACUGCAGGCUUGGAAAACAAUUAGAAGACUAAGCCAGAGAUACUGAGGACUGGAAUCCCUGCAGUGCGACAGGCAGGAAAGGAGAGCAAACAAUUUGGGAACUCUUUGGAGGAAGAAUUAAUAAAAUAUGUUGGGUGAUUGUGGAAAGAGCAAAAGAUCAUUCAUUGCUUGUAGCAGAGCAAGGUAAUGGCAUUAAAAAGAUAAGACAUAUUGGAUACAGAGGUCUUGGGGAAAGAGAAUGAUUUUGUUUGGGGACAUAGAAAGAUCAGGGCUAAAAUGUAAAUUUGAGAGUCAUUAGUAUACAGGCGAUGUUGAAGAAAUGGGAGCAAAUGAUCACCAAUGGAGAAGCCAUAUGGAGUAGGAAGAGAAGAGAGCACCAAUCACAGGAACCAUAUUCCGGCAGAUGUGAGAAGAAGACGGAUUUUAAGUGGGACAGAAUCAAGUAAGAAGUCAAGUUCUCUAGAGAAGAACUGACGUGGCCUAGAUUCAAGGGACAGUAGUGGGGUAGAGUGAGAGGGCAUAUAUGACAGACUAUUUGGUGGAAAAAUCUUUGACGACUUGGACUUGAGCCAGAUGUUAUUAGUGUUGCUGCAACUAGAAGAGCAGGACAAGCAGGUCUUCCUAGGCUGUUUUCUCUGAUUGGAUAUCUUGCUUUUUAUAUUUCUUUCAAGAUUUCUGAAGCACCUAGUGGCCUAGAACUCAAUAAAAUUCUCCUGAAUAUUGGAGAGGUUUGGGUGCCAUGUAUAGCUCAGUAAUAAUGUUUCUAUCUCAAGGUGUCAUAGAGCCACUGGGAACCACCUCUAGCAUGUCUUCCAGUGUCUGUUUCUAGAGGGCAGAAUAACUCUACACUGGGUCUGAGAUGGAGUCAUCAUAGGGCUGCAAGGAGUAGAGAAGACUGAGUUUCCCUCUGGGCAGAAACAAAGUGACUUUGUUGGGGACCUACAUCCACACAGUCCCCCUAUUUGCUUGCUUACAAUCUUGCCCUCACUCAGAAAGCCCUUCAUCCCUAUUUCCAUCAAUCUUACUUCAUUAAGAUCAAGUUAAAAGCUCACAUUCACGACGAAAUCUAACCCUAUUCAUCCAUUCCCACUCUGUUCAUUCCCAUACUCCACACCUUUUUUGCUUUACCCCUUGAUCCGUUUUUAAAUGUUCCUUUGCAGUUAUCAUAUGCUUGUAAUUAUUCUGAACAGUUAUGUAUAUUUUUGCACACCAACUACCCAUUUUCAGCUCAUUCUUUACAUUUUCUUUUACUCCCAAAACAUCUACUAAAGAUCACCAAAUUGUAGCUACUUAUCAAUGCUUAAAUUAAUAAGUACACACACACUCACUCACAUGAUCUCUUUGAAUUAUUUCUGUUCAUAUACAUCCACAUGUUCAAAGACUGGGCAUUAUGCUAAUCCCUGGGAUUAUAACUGUGAGCAAGCGAGGCAUGGUGCCCGUCCUCAUGGAGCUUGCCAUCUCGUGGUAGGAAAGACGUACAAAUAGUAAGUGUGGUAAGUGCUAUAAAAAGGGGUAUGAAGAUCAGAGAAGCCUUCCUGGUCAAAGAGGCUUUCAGGCUGAGACCUGAAGUACCGAGUUAGCUAAGAAAAGGUGAAGAGUACACAGGGAGUUGUUCCAAGUGCAUCUGAAUGGAAGAUGUUCAUUGUGCCCAGAGGUAGAGUCUGAGAGAGGGGUGUGGUGACAGAAAGUGUCACUAUGAGGCUGGAGCCCAGUCUUAAAUGUCACAUAAGCUUUGUGAAGAAACUUGAAUGUUAUCUGAAUGGUAAUUAGAAGCCAUUAAGAUUUUUUUAAGGUGAGAUUGGCAUAGCAGUAUUUGUAAUUUUUAUAGCUAGCUCUUUUUAAUUAUUGAAAAAGUAGCAUAUAUCACAGCAUAAAAGGGCUCCCCAAGGACAGUCAUUGUGAACAUUUCUUAUGCAGUUUUUCAGAGAAUUCUAUCUAUACGUAGACAUGCAUAUAUAUGUAUUUGUAUCCUUUUUUCACACGAGAAAGAGCAUGUUGUACACACUGUUCUGUAUCUUAUUUUUUCCACUUGACAAUAUAACAUGGAGAUUUUUCCAUGUGGUCUCAUGAAGAUCCAUGUUAUUCUUUUUAACUGCAGCCUAAUAUUCAGGAAUAUGGGUUUCCAUAAAUUAUUUGACCAAAAUCCAAUUGAUGAAUAUUUACAUUAUCUUCCCUUUUUACUUAUUGCAAAAGUUGCUGCAAGAAGCAUCCUUGUUUGUUUAUCUUUGUGUAGAUAUGCCAGUAUUUCUGAAGGGUAUAUUUCUAAAACUAGAAAAGUCUAAUUGAAGGGAACCAGUAUUUCUGAAGGGUAUAUUUCUAAAACUAGAAAAGUCUAAUUGAAGGGAACUAUUAUUUAAAUUUUUAAAUAGAUAAAAAUGUUUGAACUUUAAUAGAUAUUCUAAAUUUCCCUCCAAAGAGGUUCUGCUAAUUUACAUACCCAUCAAUAGUAUAUGAUAGGGCUUAUUUUCCCCACAUGCUCAAAUUUUUAAAUUUUUCUCAAUCCGAUAGGUGAAAAUGAUGUCUAAUUUUAAUUUGCAUUUCCUUUAAGCAUCUUUUCAGACUCUUAAAACCCAUAUUAUUUUUAUGUAUAUUGACUGCUU
Messenger RNA from Equus caballus (horse), 12219 nucleotides. Its product is annotated as KIAA0825. The record is from RefSeq and is a predicted model, not a curated record. NCBI's taxonomy places the organism in Eukaryota, Metazoa, Chordata, Mammalia, Perissodactyla, Equidae.